Messenger RNA from Penicillium chermesinum, 672 nucleotides. RefSeq lists its product as uncharacterized. The record is from RefSeq and is a predicted model, not a curated record. NCBI's taxonomy places the organism in Eukaryota, Fungi, Ascomycota, Eurotiomycetes, Eurotiales, Aspergillaceae. The transcript has a single exon. The coding region runs from base 1 to 672 and encodes 223 amino acids.
AUGACGUUCCGUGAGAAGGUCAAGCGAGUCUUCCACCGCUCCAGCAGUAGUGAAAGCCAGGCCAGCGGCAAGCCCAAGGUGGAAUACUAUCGUCGCCAUGAGGUGCCACCGUCGAAGUUCCGGGGCCCGUUUGAUAAGGAACACCAAAAGCGAUUAGCCGCCUGGUCCUUUGAGCGGGCCACCGUUGACCGCACGCGUUCUCUCGACUUGUCUCUCUCCCCUUGCGCCACUGCCAAUGAUUGUUUGUGCGAUGCUGGUUCCAUUGUCAGCCUGGCUAUUGAUCCAGGUAUGUUGCAACCGCUCGAGCAUGGCAAAUUCCGAUGUUCACAGUGUCUCGCAGUUAGCCGUGGGGUCUCGGACUCUCCUAUCUCGCCACUGUGUCCCGAGUUAUCCGACCUGCCGGACUUAAUCUACCCGACCGAUGAGGGGUCCCAGUCCGACUCGGCUCCCACCUCCAACCACGAAAGCUACAGUGGCUCCAUGAUGACCCUGCAAGAAGGGUCAGUCUACGAGUUAUCGGAAGAUCCGGUCUAUCAAUUUAAGGAAUCCAUCCGCUAUACUUCACCCAUCGCUCGCGCCAAGACCCCUGUGUCGCCCUGUCCCAUGCCUCCCAGCAAGCAUUUGCCCUUUUCGCCCGAAGAUCUUACUCGCGCGUUGCUGCGGGUUGCUUAG